Messenger RNA from Drosophila grimshawi, 2979 nucleotides. RefSeq lists its product as uncharacterized. NCBI's taxonomy places the organism in Eukaryota, Metazoa, Arthropoda, Insecta, Diptera, Drosophilidae. The record is from RefSeq and is a predicted model, not a curated record. The transcript is spliced from 6 exons. The coding region runs from base 241 to 2910 and encodes 889 amino acids.
AGUCUACUAAAAUCAAAGCAAACGGAAAGACACCUUUAUUUUUGUAGACAAAAUAAUAAAUAUUAAAUUACAAGCAUACGUUUACUAUACAAAAAAUAUUUUAACUAACUACCAAAAUGUGUAUCACCAGUUCUCACAACAGUUACUAAAAACAAAUAGAGUUGAAUGAACGCUGAUGCAACUAGUCUUUAGCAAAUAACAAGGAAAUCACAUACGUUCCGCUUUGUGAAGUGCCCAACAAUGGGAAACUCGGGCAGUGCUAAUAAUAUACAUCGUGAGCGAUCGAGUAUUGAUCGAAACUCCCAUUUUCAAACACGUUUUCAACACCUGAACCAGAACUCGCAUCGUCAGCUGCAAUGGGGUAGAUCUGGCCUAAGAACCAGCAGCCCAAUCAAUGCUCAGCGCAGCUUGACCACAGAAUGGAGAAGAUCAUAUCCAUCAACUGCCAUCAAUAAGGAGCCCAAUGCUCAAUCGGAAACUGUCUUUAAAGUCUUGCCCGAAGUGGACAAACGGUUGCAUCUGCGGGCUACUACAAAUGGUGCAAUCUUAAAUUCUGGGGGCACGAUCAGUGGACGAAAACCUAGUGAAAUUCCAUCGAAAAGCUUAUCAAAUGCACUCAGCAAAAGAUCGAAGACAUUCAUAAUUGAAACCGGGCAAGAUAGAAGCUCGGCUCUGAAUGAUAAAUGUGAUUCAAGGCCCGAAUUCACGAGAUCCCAAACGCUACUCUACGUUAAAGCUAAGAACAAAGAUGCUGACAUUAAUAUGAAUGAGACGAAUCUAUCUCGAAUGCAGCGGCACACAUAUUCAGAGCCGGAGCUCAUCAAUAAGCUAAAUCAGCAACGUACAUCAAUGAAAAAUAUGGCAGACCCACCAUUUAAGCCAACCAAUCGAAAUAAGUAUUCCAAAAAGCGAAGAGCUCCGGAAGCACCUCAAAUAGUCCCUGUACCGAGUGCACCACUAACAAAGCAGACCAUUGAGAUUCCUCGUAAUACUCAAAAUUUAACGGAUAACAUAAAGCCCACACAUUUUGCCAAAAAUUCAGAUCGAUUGAGUAAGUACAGCAAACAAACAUCGAGGCCAGUGCAGAGCCAAAAUGAUGUAUUCAAAAGGGGUACUGAGAUACGUAAAUCUGUAAAUGGAAACUUACAUUUACAAAACAAGUCAACGGAAUCCCCCAAAAUCGUUUAUCGGCGUGAGAAAAGUUCCGAUGCUAUUCUGCUGAAAAGUCGAAAAUCUGAACAACCAGCAGAGCGUAGAGAAACUACCCUCGACGUAGUUCCAAAGCAUCAUAGCAACCACACAUCCAUUCAAAAGCCCGCAGUCAAGUCUCUAAAUCCAAAAGAUAAAUUCGAUAAUGUAGCAAUAGUUGCGGUUCAGGAGAAUAAAACACAGCGUACUUUUUAUUUUGGUAUGGAAAGAGAUGCAGCUAAAGAUAUUAAUAAGCCGACUGAAAUUGCCGAGGAAAAGAGCGCUCCAAUUGAGACAACUCCAUUGCCAAUGAUACCCAAUUAUGACAUUGAAUAUAAGGAAUCGAAUCAAGUGGAAGAAAGUUUAGAUGACAAUGGAUUACUUGUGCACAUUCGGCCAACGCUGCCCCGUCGACAAGUGGAGACACCAUCGUUUAGUCCAACAUUGGCCUGGCGUUCCCUAAUCGAGGAACAAGAACGCAUCGAUAAAUCAAAUAUAAUUCAAAUUCGAAAUAGUACCUUAAAUGCAGCGAGUGAAAUGCCCAUACAACCCAAUCGAGUUACACAAAUUAAACAGCUUGCGAAGCCAACCCAUUUGCUAACAACUUGGACACCCGAACAAGAUCUUGAGGAUGACCAUGAUGACAGAGUCAAGGGUCUGGGUGCCGAGGACGAUUCCAGCUCGGACGAAUACCGUUCGAAAUGUGAGGAAGAUGGCUUUCUAUUUUAUGGCAGCAAGACCAAAAAUUAUACAGGAACGCCAAUCCACACAUUCAGUUUGUCCCUGCCCAGGGAUAGUCAUAUACACAAUGCUCGGGGUAUUGGUAUUUUAAACUCAAGCGAAAUCUGCAAUUAUAAAAGCCUGCAGAAAUCGAAGCCGGAAAACUAUUUCCAUAGCAAUAUGAAUCCGUCAUCUAGCCAAAGAAAUUUAACAUCGCAUGCUCAACUCGAUAAUGGUUGUGUUACCAAUUUUGAAAGCUCCAACAAUUGGAUGCUUCAUAAGAACGUCAGCAGUACGGAUCUGCAUACGAAAAGUCUAGAGCAUGGUAGCAAAAGGCAGAGACUGGUUUCCGUAGAGCCACAAUCGAUCAAGUUUCUAACUGGCGGAAAACACGUCAUGUAUUUGCCGGGCAGCAAUGAUCAAUCUAAUCCAUUGAAAGUUGCCCCAACAAAUGAAUCACAAGAAAAUACACAACAGGUCAGAACAAAUCGCAAUUUUAAAAGCCGGCAACGACAUAUGCCACAAAGCCUACAAGAUAAGACGCCAAUUUUUCCAAUAACGUCUAAGAAUGAUGAGGGUCUGAAAUUGGACGAUGAUAAACCAUUUCAUCAGCGUUUUUUAUUCAAUAAUCAAAUGCGAUUAUUGGAAAAAAAGUUACAUCCAGAGAAAUCCACAAAAGCCGCCAAACUUAAAAUGUCUGUGGAAGAAGAACUGGAAGCAUUAAAAAAGGUAGAGGAAGACUUUCAACGAAAUCGUGCGAAUGAAAAAGAAAAUGUUCAGCAUCAAUUGCGGCUUUAUUUUGGAAAUGAUGAUGAACGUAAAGAUAACUUUCACAGUCUGCCGAUAUCGCCCGUCCUUGAUCGAUUCGCAGCUAUUAAUCUCAAUGAGACGAAUACUAAAUUAUUUUGGCGUGAUGAUCCUGAGGGGUGUGUUUCGAAUGCACCUUAUGUCUCCCACGAAAGUGAGGGUCACAAAAUAACCAUUACUUCAAAUAAUAUGUAGCGUAAGAAUUGUAAAAAUAUGUAUACAUAUUUUUAGAUAAGAACUGUUAAUAAAAAGGAAUGGACUUAA